CAAUUGUUGUUUUAUGCAAAAGCUUACGCCAAGUGCUUGAAUGGAAGCUUUUAGCCGGCAGACAGCUGACGGCGCCAUCAACCCCUGGCCCCCAAACAUCCGGAAUUGCAUUUUCUAGCUGCGUAGCAAAUUCAACUGGUGUCGAAUGGGAGUAAUCCACUGGGGAUAAAUGUUUUAAUUUGAGAAUAUAAUGAAACGUUUGACCGAGAGAGUACACCACGAGGAGAUCGAGUCCGAGGAUGUGGUCUGGGUGAAACGGGAAGAUGCUCGAUCUGAAAGUAAGCUGCCCAUCGUUUUCUCUAGGAAGUAUGCGGUGCGCUUCGCUGGCCUUGAACGCCUACAUCCCUUCGAUGCGGCCAAGGGCAAGCACAUUCAGAAGAUCCUAUGCUCCGAACUGCAGCUGGAUGGAGGCAGCUUCUACGAGCCCACGGAACUGAGCAAGGAACAGCUGCGACGCAUACACACCAAGGAUUACCUAAAGUCACUGCGGUGGAGCAUAAAUGUGGCCUGCAUCGCUGAAGUGCCAAUAAUGGCCUUCGUCCCGAAUCGCUAUAUUCAGCGGUCCUAUUUGCGUCCCAUGCGCUUCCAGGCGGCCGGCUCCAUUUUGGCCGGCAAACUGGCCCUGGAUUACGGUUGGGCCAUCAAUCUAGGGGGCGGAUUCCAUCACUGCUGUUCUUAUAGGGGUGGCGGCUUCUGUCCUUAUGCGGACAUCUCGCUACUCAUCGUCCGGCUGUUUGAGCAAGAACCGUAUAGGGUACGUCGCAUCAUGAUUGUGGAUCUGGAUGCCCAUCAAGGCAACGGACACGAACGUGACUUCAACAAUGUGGCUGCAGUUUACAUUCUGGAUAUGUAUAAUGCAUUCGUCUAUCCGAAGGAUCACGUGGCCAAGGAGAGUAUCCGUUGUGCCGUAGAACUGAGAAACCACACAGAGGAUGCAUUUUACCUUAGACAGCUGAAACGCUGCUUAAUGCAAUCCCUGGCCGAAUUCCGUCCGGACGUGGUUAUCUACAACGCUGGUACUGAUGUUCUCAAUGGGGAUCCAUUAGGCAAUCUGGCCAUUUCAGCGGAGGGCGUCAUAGAGCGGGAUCGGUUGGUGUUCAGUACAUUUCGCAGGCUGGGCAUUCCGGUGGUUAUGUUGCUGAGUGGUGGCUACUUAAAAGCAUCAGCAGGGGUCAUAGCCGACUCUAUUAUUAAUCUUCGACAACAGGGAUUGCUAAAUUAAAGGAAUUAAAUUAUUUUAGAUUUUA
Drosophila eugracilis is the source of this 1247-nucleotide messenger RNA. It is a transcript of the gene HDAC11, whose product is annotated as histone deacetylase 11. The record is from RefSeq and is a predicted model, not a curated record. The transcript has 2 exons. NCBI's taxonomy places the organism in Eukaryota, Metazoa, Arthropoda, Insecta, Diptera, Drosophilidae. Gene Ontology annotation, molecular function: histone deacetylase activity. The coding region runs from base 191 to 1222 and encodes 343 amino acids.